Chara braunii is the source of this 2780-nucleotide messenger RNA. The record is from the annotation of a GenBank genome assembly. Lineage: Eukaryota; Viridiplantae; Streptophyta; Charophyceae; Charales; Characeae.
CGAGAAGGCCUUUGCAGACAUUCGUUUGAGCUUGCCCGAUCGAGAGGGCGGCGAAGUCAUGAGAUCGCCACCCGGGACGAAGCUUAGCUUUCUUGCGCUACCCGUAGGGAAAUUGAAACUCCAGAUCGGGAGUCAUCACACCGACGCAUUAGUAAACGGGGGGGCAGAAAUCACCCUUAUAAGAAGAGAUUUCACAACGAUCACGGGAUGUACGGUAAACAAGGAAGUAACAAGGAGCAUCCGGGGAGCUGGCGGGGAAAUCCCGUUCGCUGGGUACGUCACGAAGUGUGCUGUAAAGGCAGGGGUCAGGGAAUCAAUCUGGUCAUUUCAGCGGAUGACCGUAAUGGAGGAAAUGGAUCACGACAUAAUCAUCGGGAGAACGUGGUGCGCGAACGUAGAGAUGAUAGGCAUGCACUUGCACGAUGGCUCAUACAUGGUAGACAUAGAGGACCCGGUGACCGGCUGGGGAGAGCUCCUCCGACUCCUUGGAACGGGAGGAGACCCCCCGAGAGGGAAAUUUGCAACAUGGUCGCCGUCAUUCGAGGAUAGCACGCGAAAAGGGGCUUUCGCACGGAUGGAGGGUAUGAGAGAAAGUGUAAAAAUCAUGAUUGAGGAAGCGUUCAACAAGAAGGAGUGGAUCAAGAUGGGCCUGCCCCAGAAGAAGAGGAGGCAGGAGGACGAAGUUCUAGGUGUUAUGGUAGCAGAAAAUGAGUCAGAGAUCGAACUUGGUGCUAGCCUGCGCAAACGGAAAGAAAUGCGUGUAGACAUGACGAAAAUCGCACUCGAGAUCCCCGAUCUAUUGCAACUCAUCAAGGCCCUCAGAUACCAUAAGGAACCCGGAUCCGACAAAGACCGACAAGAUAUCACAGUGGCCGAUGCAACUGCGCACGACGACGGAGGGGCCCUAAAGAAUUACAGGCCUAUAGAUCCGAUGGUAGGGAGAUGGGUAGGAUUCAUCUGGCAGUUCGAUUAUAAGAUCGAACGGAUUGCUGGAAUCCGCAACAAGGCAGAUGGGUCGAGUCGGGUUUGCAUCACUCCCGAAAGGAUGGAGGAUGGAGAGCCCAUAGACGCCUUCCUCGAAUACGAAGGAGGAACUUUUGCGGUGGAUAACGAAAUGAUGAGCGGAGAAUGCGCAUCAGGAGAAAUAUUGAUCCAGACUUUGGAGAAAGGGGCACUUGCCGUAGUAGCAGAACUUAGAGAAGGACCAGUUACCACACGAGGACGCAGAGAAGAAAAAGACUCAUGGGGAGCGAUAGUAGGACCGAAAGAGGAACUGAUAGCAAUGGCGGUCGAAGGAGGCCGGGAAGCAGUGAUGAGCUUAGUGGAAUCUUGGGAAAGGAAAAAGUUGCAAUGGGUAGUAAGUCGGAUGCAGGAAGGAAAGGAUAGGGACAAGGAAGGAGAGGAGUUUUUCUAUGUCCAAUCAUACGAAGGGCUCUUUCGGGAGAUCGGGUUGUUGUUGGUAGGAAACAAACAACCUACGGAAGUCAAUAUUAAGGCAAGAGAAGAAGCCGAAAGGUAUAUCCUAGAUGCGCAAGACAACUUGAGUGGGUUCGUGGAGGCAGUCGCCCUCAAGAAAAAGACAGGAGGGAGUGUGGCGGACUGGAUAGAAGACUUCUACUUAAGGCACUCGUUCGUCAGGAGGUUUAUAGCAGACAAUGGGACGAAAUUUGUGAACCAGGAAGUAUUGAGGAUGCUUAAGAGACUCUGCGUACCGAUCAGACUCAUCGAGCCGUAUGACCAUGAGGUCAAUGCACCGGUGGAAAGGGGGCACCGAACUUUGAAGAACACGAUUGCAAAGCUCGCAGCAGACCAUCUGGGGAACUGGCCUAAGUAUCUUAAGCAGGCAGUCUUUGCAGAGAAUAUGACUCCUAAAAGGUCAACAGGACGUAUCCCGGCAGAGCUUUGGUACGAAAGAGAGAUCGACUUUCCUGUGGAAGCCUUGGUACCUACCGGGAAUAGGUUAGAUGAUGAUCCGCAAAUGACCACUGAAGAGUUAAUCGAGGCAAGAUGUCAACAGAUCCUUAAGAAUGAGGAGGUCAUGGAAGACAUCGCCAGCCGAGUGUUGGACAGCAGAAUGAGGGACAAAGCAAGAUGGGACCAGGUUAAGAAUGUGAGAAAGGAGCCACUUCAGGUAGGGGAGAUGGUACUGCUACGGAACUCGGCACUAGAAAGUACAUGGUCGGGACAGUUGGGAAGGAGGUUCAAAGGCCCCUACCGGGUCGACAAGCGGGUGGGACUGAACACCUUCGAACUGGAAGACUUGGAUGAAACUGGAUUGAAAGGGCCCUUCCCAGGGCAACGACUGGUCAAAUUUCUAAGUCUGGACCCAAUGGAACAAUGGCUUCAGGAAGCCGAAGAUAAGGAAACAGAGGAGCCACAAGCUAAAGACUAACCACAGCCUUGCCCACACUAUGGUUUGUCUCUGACCAUGUUCAUGAGACUGUCAUGUUUUUGGGACUGGUGCUUUGGCUUGGACUGACUGAGGUUGAAAGGAAGCAUGACUUGGGGGUUUGCAAUAUCGGGCUUGUGUGACAACGGGAAGGGAUGUUUGGGUCAUUGUACCAUAGUUUUUUACGGGAAAAAUAUGGGGUCAUCACAAACGAUGCAUUCGCAUGUAUAAAAAGGGCGUGAUGCGAGGGAUACUGGGUGCAUUUUGGGAAUAUCUACCGGCCUAAGGGGGGGGGAGGCGUAAGUGUAUCAGGGACAUUGCGGGUGUUGUUUUGUUAUACAGGGCUUAGGAGUAAAACGAGAAAAGACAAAAAUGAAAUUCAGCAACGAGA